Physella acuta is the source of this 490-nucleotide messenger RNA. RefSeq names its product disintegrin and metalloproteinase domain-containing protein 17-like. The record is from RefSeq and is a predicted model, not a curated record. NCBI's taxonomy places the organism in Eukaryota, Metazoa, Mollusca, Gastropoda, Physidae. Gene Ontology annotation, molecular function: metalloendopeptidase activity. Gene Ontology annotation, cellular component: plasma membrane. Gene Ontology annotation, biological process: membrane protein ectodomain proteolysis; Notch signaling pathway.
UUGGAUCAAGGCAUGACCCUGAUGAAUGCAUACCCUCCCCUGAUGAGGGCGGUGCAUAUAUCAUGAGGGACAAGGCCGUGAGUGGGAAUUUACCCAACAACAAAAGGUUCUCACCAUGUUCAUUAAGUGCCAUAGGGCAGAAAAUUGCUGCUGCACAUUGCCUUGUAGCUAAAAGCCCAGUGACCAUGUUUUGUGGGAACGGGAUUGUUGACCCAGGUGAAGAAUGUGACGCUGGUGCCUUAGGUCUGGCCCAUGCUGAUGAAUGCUGUUCUGAAAUGUGUACCUUGAAGUCUGGAGCACAAUGCAGUGACAUGAACAGUGAGUGCUGUCACAAAUGUAAGAAGGCAGGUCCAGAUGUUGUUUGCUUUGACAGUGGGAAAACAGACUGCAAGAAAAUAAGCUAUUGCGAUCCUUGAUAAAGAUUAAGUGGUACAUCAUAUAAGUGCCCAGAACCAGACACGGCACCGGACUGGACAGAAUGUCUUGAUGG